Messenger RNA from Homarus americanus (American lobster), 3387 nucleotides. RefSeq names its product longitudinals lacking protein, isoforms A/B/D/L-like. NCBI's taxonomy places the organism in Eukaryota, Metazoa, Arthropoda, Malacostraca, Decapoda, Nephropidae. Gene Ontology annotation, biological process: regulation of transcription by RNA polymerase II. Bases 126 to 1478 code for a protein of 450 amino acids. The transcript has 5 exons. The record is from RefSeq and is a predicted model, not a curated record. Gene Ontology annotation, molecular function: protein binding. Gene Ontology annotation, cellular component: nucleus.
GUGAUUGUUAGUGAUGAGUGUGAGUGUAAGUGCGAGGUGGAGGUGAUGUGAGGGAGGUAAUAUAAGCUUAUACACUCGCACUUUAUUCGCUCACGACGCUCUCACUACCGGGACCCUUGUUUAUAAUGGCCAGCAAAAUGGAUGGCGAACUUUUAUCUCUGAAGUGGAACAAUCACCGCACAACUUUCUACCAUGUCAUUAGUGGUCUCCGUAAUAAGGAGACCUACACUGAUGUAACACUAGCAUGUGAGGGCAAGUUUUACCCCGUCCACAAGUUGGUUCUGUCCACGUGUAGUGAAUAUUUUAGUGAUAUAUUUGACCGCACACCAUGCAAGAACCCAGUAAUUGUUCUAAAAGACAUUCAGUGUCAAGACCUUGAGUUUUUGUUGGACUAUAUGUACAUUGGUGAAGUUAAUGUUAGACAAAAUGAACUUUCUUCUCUCAUCAAGGCAGCUGAGUGUUUGAGAAUUAAGGGUUUAGCUGUGCCAGAUGAAGAACCCAAAAAGAGUGGAACUAGUAGUGCAAAUACAAGUGGCGUGUCUCAGAGUAGACAACGUCCCGAACAGACCAGCCCUCCGGCAAAGAGGCGCAGGGCGGAGGAACGGCGCGUCACUCCGGCCGGGACCGAACACAGCCCUGGGAGACCCCCCGGGGAUGGACCAGGCAGUCCGGACCACCGAGAACUAAAUGUGGGGCGCCAGCCCGGUGUGAGUGAAGCUAGUAACCCUAGAGAACAACCUGAGGAAGCACAGACUGAUAUAAGUGCAGCAGACCAACCUCCAGUGCACAUUAAAGUGGAACACCAAGAAAAUUUUGAACAAUCUGCCAAUGAUGAUUUCUUAUCAGUACAAAGUAAUAGUUAUGAUGGUGGAGGGGGAGAAGAGGGGGACGGUCCUCACAGCUCAGAGGGCAACACUAAUGACUUCCCAGAGUUUCUUCAGUCAACUAUAGAAAAAGAAGAGCCUGUGGCUAUGAGUGAUUUUAACCCAAGUGAUUUCCCUGGACCGUCCGGCCUACAGAAUAGUGGAAUGGCCCCUUGGGAAAGUGAAAAUAAUUCCGCAAGUUUUGCGGAAGGGCUUUCUGGGGCUGUGGCGGCAGCUGUAGCUGCUGCGUCACAACCACAGCAACAAAGACAACAACAACAGUUGGUGGGUGAUGGCAGAGUGGCAGGUGGCGGAGUGGCAGGUGACGAUUGUGGCCCAUACACCUGUUCCAUUUGUGGCCAAGUUUGCACAGGUCAAUCCCAGUGGCUAAUGCACUGUGCCACACACUCGCCUUCAGCUAUUGCACGGUUUCGCUGUCCCUUCUGUAACUAUGGAACCAAUGACCGCAGCAACUUCCGCCGGCACGUGACUGUCCACACGGGUGUCAAAAACUAUAGGUGUCCACGGUGUGGUCGUCGAUCUAACGAUCGCAGCAACAUGAAAAAACACGUUAUGAGAUGUGUCACGGUUGUGCCCACUCACACAGUCGGCUAGAUUGUUGUGGUCUGCCAGAUAUUACUACCUGUCGGAGCCUUCAAGUUACAGUAUUGUACUGUUCAGUAUUUGUGUAUUUUUCAAUUCACAAAAAAAACCUGCCAUUGCACAUUCUGAAGCUUGGGUUGAAAAUGUAAUUGAGUUAUCUAAUGUGAUAAGACAGUUCUGUAUAUUGUAGAAAAUAUAUUUUUAGGGGAGAGCUUAAGAAGGUAUGGUUUAGUACAGAGGAAAACAGAGAUGAAGAAUACUGUAAUAGUAGUGUGCCAUCCUGCUGUAUAUUGUACAGUAUAUUAUUGUACUGUACUGUACUUUAUACCAUUGUACUGUACUAUACUAUACAGUACUGUAUACUAUUGUAUUUUGCACUGCUGUACUAUACUGCAGUGUACACCACUGUACUGUUGUGCAUUACUGUAAACUACUGUACUGUUCCUGCUAAUGAUGAAUGUACAAACCUGUUUUGCAGUGUUAGAUUGUUAGUAAAGGGUGGACAGUACACAACAAGUUUAAUGAACUGUACAAAAUACAGUAUUAUAAAACAAAGGAAGAUGUGAACGUUUAGUUAAAUUAUUUGGGGGAAAUUUGUUAGAAUACGGUACAGUAUGUACAGGACAUUUUUGUUGACAAUAAUAAAUGUAUAGCACAGUACUUCUAAAUACAUAGUAAUGUACAUGUAUUCAAAUUUGAAAUAAUAAACAAUAUUGUAUUGUAAAUGGGUUAAUGGCAAACAAGAGAUAUUGUACUCCAUUGCAUUAUUAAGAGGCCAACCAUGCAACAAGGGAUAUAUACUGCAUAACUUUCUGCUUUAAACUGGAGAAUACAUAUCAUGCUGGAGGAGCCAAUGGUUAAUCUGAUCUGAGGUGAUAUAAUGAAUUUUUAGUGAUCUGGUUUGUUUUAAUGUGCUGUCGGCAGUCGUGUUUAUAUCCUAACUCUCAUGUCAUGUGCCGAGGUUGUACCGCGCUGAAAAUGUUCUGGGCAGAUAGUUUUUUAGGGGGGUAAAUUUUAGGCUGGUUAAUCAGGGAGGGGGGGGCCUAAUCUUCAGGUGAUCCAUAGAUGCUAAAAUUGGUAAUGGCUUCACUGUGUUGGUCUCACUGGCAUAAAACAUGUAAGUAAUUUUUUUUUUUUACUUAUCUUGAACUGCUCACAAGUCCUCCUCUUAAGUCAUGGAAAAGCCUUUGAUCCUGUACUGUACCUUCAUAUUUGUGGACGAGGUUUAUUAGAGAACAAUUACGCACGUGCCGGGAUGCUGGGCGAGUGUUUGUGGAGUGGGAUGUACAGCCUGUUUAGUUAUUUUGUUUCUUUAUGUUAGUAUCUUACUUCUUAACUAAGUGCUGUGACACAAGUUUGUAAUGCUCAUAUAACAACUGAUUGACAGAGAUAUAAUGGCAACCGUCUUAACUUUUCUCAAAAUAUCUGAAGUGAUAGACACAGUAUGUGGCCGGGUGCGAUGUUUCGGUGCCGCUGGAAUGGUUCCUACAGUGCCUUUAUUAAGAGGCGUGGGAUUUUACAGUGAUUCUGGAGUCAUCGACAAAAUGGAUAAUACGUUGACUGGAUGCAUUGAUAAUAGUGUUCGUGACAAACUAUUUUUAUUAUGAAUUAACUGUCAUUGGUGAUGUGAGUUAGUGUAUAUUAUGUGGAAAUUAAUUAAAGAUCAUAUUGGUUUUAGGAGCUUUAUAUUUCAGUAAUUGUGUUGGUCAGAGGGGGUUGGGCUGGACCCAGCCUCUGUUUGUCAUGCCUGUGUGUGUCAAUGAUGUCCUCUCUAAGGUUACAAGACUUUAUCACCACUUCAGUUUACCUCCUCUUGUAUAGUGUCAAAAUUAGACAGCUUAUGCUCUAUUUUUCUUCAUUUAUAAUGUUAAAUGUAAAGCCAUUGUUAAAAUUAUUGUAAUAAAUAAAGGUGACAAAGGGG